AUGGUUAAUUUGUGUCAAACUUUAUUACGGGAACUUAAAAAGGGUCGUGCAUUUGAUGGAUGGAUUGAGGGAAACCUAACUUUUGCUCCAACCUAUAAAUACGAGAACAAUUCAGAGAAGUAUUACGGUGAAGAUCCAAAAGUUGGAAGCCGUACUCCAGCAUGGUGUGACCAUAUACUUUCAUACGGAAAGGGAUUGAAAUUUUCAGGUGUGAACAUUCAUUCGGAAGAUGACGGUCAUGGAGGGAGGAGGAGGAAGGGGCUAAAGAAGAAGGUAAAGGAAAAGAUGCCAAGACAUCAUCAUGAGCCCCAGGCAGUGUCAUCCACAAUGCCGGGCAGUUAUUCAUUGGCCCAGUACGGUGGGCAGCAUGAGAAGAAGGGAAUAAUGGAGAAGAUCAAGGAGAAGCUGCUGAGACAUCACUGA
Messenger RNA from Benincasa hispida (wax gourd), 423 nucleotides. NCBI's taxonomy places the organism in Eukaryota, Viridiplantae, Streptophyta, Magnoliopsida, Cucurbitales, Cucurbitaceae. The record is from RefSeq and is a predicted model, not a curated record.